Molecule: messenger RNA, 933 nt
Organism: Tilletiopsis washingtonensis
Lineage: Eukaryota; Fungi; Basidiomycota; Exobasidiomycetes; Entylomatales
Exons: 1
Coding region: 145-801 (218 amino acids)
Source: RefSeq, a predicted model, not a curated record
AGCUGGGCUGCCGCAUGACAGCUGGAUGCUCAAAAUCGAAUGCAAGGCUGCGGCGCAUGAGCUCGCCUCGUCGGCGGCGGCUGCGGCGCCUGUCUGUGCGUUAGCUCACGGAGAGUUGCUGCGGCGGAGCAGCGGCAAGGGGCCAUGUGGUGUGCCGCCGCCUGCAUGCGCCCGCCGCCCGACCCAAGACCCAACGCGACAAGAGAGGAGGCGCCGCGGCCGCGAGUUGAUCUCGGCCUGCUCCGCAAGCGCAAAGGCUGGCACGCCAGAGGCUGCUUUCGCCGUGCCGGAACGAGCGUCGUCGCGUGUCCGGGUGCGGGUACCGUGGCUAGGCUGGUUGCUGCGGUUGCGGCAUACAGCGAUGGCCAUGCUGCUCGCCUGAUACCCUCUGCGCUGCACGCUGAGAGGCAAGGGUCUCGCGAGAGCAGCCUUGUAUGCGGAACGGCCAUGCGACAUGCGGAACAUAGGGGGGCAGCGUCGCUCCAGGGGGCUCAAGACCACCUCUCUGCAGCCCCAGGCUCUUUCUCGCGCCACAGUCGCACGUCUAGCCUCUCGCAGCUAGCGCAGACGUGCUGCUGCGUCGCGGCACCCGGAGCCGAGAUGGCUCCUCAGGGGCGCUUGGGAGGUGCGAGAGCCACGCCCUCCUCACGCCGAGCCUCGCCCAUCACCCGCACGCCGCGCAGGCGCCACCUCCAGCCCCUGACCGGCGCCGCAGGUUCUCCCGCACGCCAGAAGGCUCACCCGGAGCUUGAGCAGGGCUGCUUCUGCUGGACAGCCCGAUCUCGAUACGCUGCUCCCUGAUGCAAGGUGCCGGCUCGUCAAGAGAGGCCUCCGCCGCGCCGGCGUGCUUCUUUCGAUGCCCGGCGCGCCACGCCCAGUUGCCCCGUGCACGACACUCCGCCUCCUGAAGAGCAGCUCCGCGCAGCGCAGCGC